AUGAAGGCACGAUCGCUGCGACAAGAGCUAUACAUUAAACAGCCUGCAGUCAUUGUGGCCCUUAUAACUACCUUAACCGUACGUUAAAUUACAUGCCACUAUGCGCUGUUAUAAUAAAACACACAGUUUCUAUGUUAUCCUUAACGUGUUUUCACGCAGAAAUCCGGGGAUUCGAACGCCUGCCUGAAAAUUAAAGCAUUUGCUGGUAAAUAUACGUAUGUCAACUAGUCAUAUCGAAUCCGUUUUCAUCUAAGAAGGAUUAGUUAAAUGGAAUUAUUGUACAUUAUACCGAGCAUUAUAAUCACUAAACACUUCAGUCAUGCUGCAUGCUGAUCUUGGUAUGCAGUUUUAUUUGGCCGACUGGAAAAAAUGCGUUUGGUAAAUAAUACUACUUAGUUAAUGUGGAUUUGUUCCCAUUGAUUCAAGCCACUAUCGCAACUUAAGAUAAAGCCUAUAGAAAAGAUUUAAAAUCAUUCUUUCUUGUACUCAUUUUGUAGUACAACACGUCGUUUUAGAAUUGUAUGCUUAGAAUGAUGUCUAUCACUCAUUUCUAAGAAAGUCUGUAAUCAUAAAAUUUGGAAGAUCACUAGAUGCCUAUUGAUAAAGGACUGUAUCUCCCCGUUUACUAACGUUCAUCAUAAAGUAUGCUGCAUCGUCCAUAUUAACUAUCGAAUUUGACAAGUCAUGCAUGGCACACUUUUGGCUGUAUACAGGGAUUAGCUAUUAGUCGUCGUACUUAUACAGUAGAUGUGCUAACUCAUGAAAUGUCAACCAAAAUUUCGAAAUGCGUUCUCGUUUCGAAAAGAUAAAGUAAGUAGUGUUGUAAAACUAAUCGUGAUGCAACAUAAAUCUAUAAUGAUCCAGUUACCUCAGGGUGUCAGCUUUCGAAAGAACUUAUUUUCGGCUGCAUGCUAGAUCUAUACUCUGCAAAAAAUGACUACUUAAGUAGCAUGCAAUUUUCUCAUUGAUUUUCGAUGCCCUUGAAAAUUCAAUUGUAUUUCAUGGAAAACAUGCAUAAAAAUAUUCAUUCUUUUACUUAUUCGGUAGAAAAUCACGUCUUUUUCCAAUUUCGUACUCAAAAGAAGAGUAUAAUUCCGUUUUAAAAAAGUUUCUAAUUGUGAGAUUUUUUAAUACCGUUAAAUAGCCGUUCAUGAAACGUCGUGUAUCUGCAUUUACGAAUGUGGCUUGCAAAGUUAACAAUAUUGCUCAAAUCCACUGCUUAAUUUUAUGAACCUUAUAGGGUCUCCUCUUAACAACGUAGAGAAAUGCAUGGUUUUCCGUACACGGAAAAUAUACAGCUUGUAGUUUUGAAACCCUGAAUGCAAGUGUAAAAGCAGGUCGGGUUCAAAAUUAUUCGGGAAUUAGAAAAGUUUUUUAAAACCGAAUUAUACUCCUCUUUUGAGUAUGAAAUUGGAAGAAGACGUGAUUUUCUACCGAAUAAGUAAAAGAAUUAAUAGUUUAAUGCAUGUUUUCCAUGAAAUAUAAUUGAAUUUCCGAGGGCAUCAAAAAUCAAUGAGAAAAUUACAUACUACUUAAGUAGUCAUUUUUUGCAGAGUAUAGAUCUUGCAUGCAGCCGAAAGGAAAUUCUUUCGAAAGCCGACACCCUGAGGUAACUGGAUCAUUAUAGAUUUGUGCUGCAUCAUGAUUAGUUUUACAACACUACUUAAUUUAUCUUUUCGAAACGAGAACGCAUUUCGAAAUUUUGGUUGACAUUUCAUGAGUUAGCACAUCUACUGUAACUAUGAACACAUUAGAAAAGACUUUUCAGUUGAUCAGCAGUAGGUGCCUUGCGAGCCUUCGUUGUAGACGUCCGAUCGUCUUAACAGGUAAGCUUUCUGUUUUGCGCAGUAUGUAAAUAUACCUUAAUCCGCUCUCUAAAUAAAAAUGAACCUGAGAUAACGCAAUAUUUAGUAAGACAGCUCAACAAGGGAUUUUUUAACAAACUGACAGUCCUUGGACGUCGCCAAAAAGCAUGGGUAAUAAACUGCAGAUAAAUGGUUGGCGUCCACAUAGCGAGUAUAAGGUAAUAAACAACAUUAGCAUUUCCAAGUGUUGUCCGAUCCGUCGUCCUGAAGACUUUGCCGGAGCCGUCUUUGGAAGGGCCGUUUUCGACGGUCGACUUGAGUCAGGCUUUUCACCAGACUCCAGCACCAGUGAAAACGUGCGCAGAUCGGCCUCAUCAGUGCCUUUUGAUUUGCUCAAAUUUAUUUGCAUGGCCUUUGAUCUCCAAAACGACCCACGUGCAGUGCAUGACCGAUCUCAUGAAAUUUUGGCCGAAAAACCGAACGUGUAAAAGAAAGCUUAUUUUUAUGCAAGACCGUCGAAAAUCCAUGGGAAAAAUGCAUGCUGCACAAGUAGUCUUUUUCACUGAGUUCGGUUUCUGCAGUAGGUCCAAAGGAGUGCAUCCAAGAGCCGACGCACGGGCGAGUCUGAAAUGUAAGAGAAUUAUGUCGCAAGCUAAUUAGUAUCACAACCCCACCUAAUUAAUUCUUCCUAAUCGAAAACGCGUUUCGGAAUUUCGGCCAACAUUUCAUGAGAUCGGUCACGCAAUAUACAAGGAAACUUAAAGUUCUUCUUUUUCAUAUAACGGCAAGGCGGUGGUCAUCUGUAGCACUGCACUUUUAUUUAGCACACCACGUCAGCAUGUCAUUUGAACUAACUCAUUCUCACCAUCAUUUUGCAAAAUAUCAUUAAUCGUUUUCUAUCCAUUUCUCGCUAAAGAAUAAAACCAAAUCUAGUACAAAGAUUGCAUUUAUGUUUCGCAAAAUGCAUUAUCGUAAAACCUCCAAGAACUUUAUUCAGGCAGUAACAAAGCCGAUGGAAGUUUUAAGGAGAUGUUUCACAUUUCAGUGGCAUUUCCCAGCGGCAUCUUGAAUGGCUACACCUAUGUUUGCGCAGAAACUCUUAAUCUUUUAAUGAUGCGCAAACUCAGUAAUUACUGCAAGCGUAUUCUCUCCUUUUCAGGCAUUUUAGAUUACUGAUGCCAGCAGUCAGCUUUGUGUUAUCAAAAUGACGAUGAUGAUAUAUUAUCUAAAGGGAGCCGAAAUGGGUGUCAGUUUUCACCCACAACGAAUUUGGCGAAAUAGGUAAAUUUACAAAGCAAACUCUACUAAAAUAUACAGUACCUGUGCUAACUCAUGAAAUGUCACGAAUUAACACAGGUUAACGCCUUUAACGCAAAAUCGGUAAACACUACGGCUCCCAAAGUCUGAUAGCGGAAAAUAAACGAUGUGCCAAAGAAAUAAAGCAAAGUUUGGUUAAGAAAAUAUUAUUUACUGAGAUAAAAAUAAAUAAUUUUCGACAAAAGUCGCAUUUUCGAGAAACGCCUAUAUUACAACCAAGUUAAUAAAGGCUACGUAUGAGGACGUAUAAAGGAGGAGGGCGCAUAAAAGGUCAAAAAUAAUUAAGGACAGAAACAGAUACAAAAAAUUAGUACUUUGUAGAUUGUCCAUUCGAAUUAAUAACAGCAGAAAGUCUGUCCGACAUAGACAUGACAAGGUUAUCUAUGGUGGAUUGUAAAAUGUAAUUAUUGAGUAUGAAAUCCAAUUUUUCCUGCAUUGAAAGAGUCUUCUUAGCUUUGUGCCAAUUUCUUUUGACUAUUCCAAAAAGAUUUUCGAUAGGAUUCAAAUCGGAACUGUUGGCCGGGAUGAAAAUGGAUUGGAGGCCAAUUGCGGAGAGCGUGGUUGUUGUCUAAAACUUUAGAUUAUGUUUGCAAGCGGCAUCAAAUUCGUACCUCUUUAGAGCGGUGGACAGGUGCAUUGUCCUGCAAAAUUACAGUAUCCAUUCGGCGCCGACUUAUGCCGUUGUAGCCGAAAGCAUCCUUGACAAUUGCAAUGAACACCUUGCUGUUGAUGGUGUCGGAUGUUGACCGCCAGACAGGCCGCUCACCGAAUUUAAUCGUCAUCCAAACCAUCAUCCGCCGACAGUUCUUGAAUGUUGCCGUCGGUGUAGUAUGUUCUCUUGGGAAGUUCUUUCCACAUAUGACAGUUUGGAGCGACUUCGUAGGCUUGUCUAAAAAUAGAACCUCAUCGCAGAAGAAAAUGCUCUUCCAAAAUGAAGAUCUGUAUUCAAUAUAAUUCUUAGCAAAUAAAAGCCGUUCUCUAAUUAGUUUUCUACUUAAAUAUGGCUUAAUCAUGGCCUUCCGCCGCUGCAGUUCAAAUUCCUUCAUCCUUUUUCUAAUGAUGUUCAUAGAAAACAUCGGCAGAUGUUCCCGCUGAAUGGCCUCAAUGGGCAUGUAAUGAAACUUUUUUAAUGUACGACGAAUAAAAUCGUCGUCUUGCUUACUUGUGGACCGUUUUGGUCCCCCUAUCUUAUUUCUAGUUUUAUCAUUAAUAAUGCGCCACAGAGUGACCUUGCUAAUAUUGAAAAUAUUAGCUAACGACUCACGCGGGAUUCCUUCCGCCGCUAAUUUUCGAAUGCGCUGGAAGUCAACUUCGGAUAAGUAUUGUUUAGACAUAGUUAUCGUUUGGCGUGGCAGAGCAAAGUGACGGCAUGUCGCGCGAACUCAAUAUAUAUUCGUUUACGACACGCAUUUUCAGUCUGGUAAAACAAUCACACUGAUAAACUUUUUUAUUUCGGUAUUUUGAAACAUAAAACUUUACGGAUUUGUAAAAUAGAAUUUUUAGAUAAAGAAUCGCACGUUAUUUCCUGAACACAAUAAGAAAUAAUUUAUCUGCAUUUCCCUGAUUUUGUUGAUAUUGAAAUUUAAUUUUUUCUUUUUGUUCGAAAGUUUAUUAAAAAAUUUCGUCCUUUUAUUAAUCUUCUUAAACAGAUUAAUAAGGUUACACAAAGAAUUUCCAUCCGAAAGCUUUAAUAGCGUAGGAAACUGCUUGAAUAUCAGGACUCCUCCGAUUUCGCCUUAAUCCGGCCCGUUUUCUAUUUAAUAUACAGAUCCGUAUCAAACUUUCCUUCAGAAAACGGUCUUUUCGUCCUUAUUUCAACCAAAUAAACACAAAUAACGACACCAAAAAUACACUACAUUGUCCACUAUAAUUUUGACCUCGGCAUUUCAUGAGUUAGCACAGGUACUGUAGAUAGUAGCAUCGUAUACGCAAAUCAUUGUUCGGACAGAGAAUUAAGAUGCUGUGGUAUUGGGAUGCAUAGUUGUAUGCUGAUUCAGCUUGCGUUAAAAAUCUUGACGAAUGUGCGCCUAUCAAUAUCUUGCCCAUACAAGCGUGUAUGUGUGUUUUUAGGAACUAGUUGAUAGGAAGAAGAAGAAGAAGAAGGAGGAGGAGGAGGAGGAGGAAGAAGAAGAAGCGGAUGAUGAUGAUGAUGUUGUUGUUGUUGAUGAUGAUGGUGGUGGUGGUGGUGGUGAUGAUGAUGAUGAUGAUGAUGAUGAUGAUGAUGAUGAUGAUGAUGAUGAUGAUGAUGAUGAUGAUGAUGAUGAUGAUGAUGAUGAUGAUGCGAUUAUUCAAUUAAGGGAUUUAUCCGCCUGA
Spirometra erinaceieuropaei is the source of this 5435-nucleotide messenger RNA. The record is from the annotation of a GenBank genome assembly. Lineage: Eukaryota; Metazoa; Platyhelminthes; Cestoda; Diphyllobothriidea; Diphyllobothriidae.